AUGGCUUCUUCCUCAGCUUUUGAUUCCAGCUCUCUCUUUCGGGUCGAUGGCAUCGUUGCCGUCAUCACAGGAGGAGGAACUGGUAUCGGUCUGACUAUGACCCGUGCCCUUGCCUUCAACGGUGCUAAAAAGGUGUACAUCAUCGGGAGACGCCUCGAAAAACUUGAAGAGGCUGCCAGAGAGCACGAGAGUAUCAUCCCAAUCCAAGGCGACGUGACGUCGAAAGCAGACCUCCAAGCCGCUGUUGACCAGAUCACCAAUGAGGUUGGCUAUGUGAACCUUGUCAUUGCCAAUUCAGGCGAUAUCGGUCCACCGGUUCGCUUCAACCCGGACCAUUCAAUCAAAGAGCUCCGGGAAACCCUUUUCACCAACGCCAAUCCGGAGAAAAUGACCAAUACGUUGAAUCUCAAUGUCACUGCUGCUUUCUUCACGAUGACAGCCUUUGUAGAAUUGCUUGACGCAGGCAACAAGCAGGCACUCUUGGGCGGGUAUGGGAAGCCUGCCGAGGGCAGCAAGGUGCCCUUGAUCCAAAGUCACGUUAUCUUCACAACUAGCAUAUCGGCAUACAGCAGGCACUGGACCUCAUCUCCUGCAUAUCUCUCGAGCAAAGUGGCGAUCAUGCAAGUCGCCAAGCAUGCCAGUAGUCAGCUGGCACACCACGGGAUUCGCGUGAACGCGAUUGCACCAGGAAGUGAGUUUCCAGCAUUGCACCAUCCUGCACUUUGCAAGGAACGGCAAGCUAAUAACGUUACACUAGUCUACCCGUCCGAGUUGGCUGCUGUGCUUAUCAAGUCUCGAAAACCAGAAGAAGAGGUGCCUAGUGAUGCAGGAUUCGUCCCUGCGAAGCGAUUUGGCACUGAUGAGGAGAUGUCUGGUGUUAUCUUGUACCUGUCCAGCCGAGCGGGGGCCUAUACCAACGGGUCGAUUCUCACGACCGAUGGCGGCCGCCUGUCAGUCAUUGCAAGCACCUAUUAG
Didymosphaeria variabile is the source of this 975-nucleotide messenger RNA. RefSeq lists its product as uncharacterized. Lineage: Eukaryota; Fungi; Ascomycota; Dothideomycetes; Pleosporales; Didymosphaeriaceae. The record is from RefSeq and is a predicted model, not a curated record. The transcript has 2 exons. Bases 1 to 975 code for a protein of 324 amino acids.